AUGGGGAAGUGCACACCCGCCCUGGACCAAGUGCUGCCCACAGCCGCCUCAUCUCACGACAGGACCACGGCCAAGACCCUGGCAGGAGAGCCAGGACCGCCUCGCCACUGCCCGCUCCGCCCGGAGCCCGUGGCGCGCCCGGAGGAACGCAGCCGGGGACCGGGUCACGUCGGGAGGUGGGGGCGGGGCCGGAGCGCGCGCCGGAAGAGCUGCUCUGCGGUCUGUGGAUCUCAGCUGCUUGGCGUCCUGGCGCUUUCGGUGCCCGGCUACUCGCCGAGCUUCAAAAGGCCGCCCGACAUAGUGCGGCUCCGAUGGAAAAGGUCCCGGAGCCAUGAAGCCGCCGCCUCCCGGUCUCCGGAGCUGCGGGAGCCACGCCUUGCCGCCCUGGCGGCCGGGCUGCCCCUCCGGCCCUUUCCGGCCGCGGGCGGUAGAGUGGGCGGUCCGACCGCGGCCGAGGAACCCCUUCGCCCGCCUGGACAACUGGGUAGCCGCGGAGGCCCGGGAGGGGCUGCCCGGGGGCCAACAGGAGAUGCCGUGCUUGAUACUAAUCAAGAAGAUGAUUUGCCUUGGGAAGAGACGUUAUCUGAAAGAACAACGGUUACUGAACUACCCCAGAAUGAGAAGAGGGCUGUCUAUGAGGAAGUGGACACUUAUCAACAACAAAUAAGCCAGUGCAUUCAUUUUGGACCAACCUGUCUUCAAACUGUACAUUGUGCUGCAGUCUUCUAAAAGCAAUUCCACAAGAUUUUCUGGAAUGACUAACCAAGUUGACCUUCCCUGCUACUGAAAGAACAGUAAAUCUUGUGCAUGAAACCAAUAGUAAGCUCAACCUAGAAGCCUUUACAUACUCAAUUUGACUGUAAUUUCUUUUGUUCCAAAAUUUUUGUUAAUGACUUGAAUGACUUGUUUGAUUAAAUUUUUAAGUAAAAAUUGUGUAUGUUUAUGGUAUACGGUUUGAUGUUUUGAUAUAUGUAUACAUUGUGGAUUGGCUAAAUCAAGCUAGUUAACAUAUGUGUUACCUCACAGACUUUUUUGUGGCAAGAACACUUAAAAUCUACUCUUGGCAAUAUUGAAGUAUACAUUGUAUUGUUAUAUAGUUACUGUGGUACAUAGUAGAUUUAUCUUAUUCCUCUUACGUAAAAUUUUGAAUGAUUGACCAAAAUCUCCCAAACCUUCCCCACAUCCAUUCUCUGGUCUCUGCUUUCAAGUUUGACUUGUUUGGAUUCCACAUGCAAAUGAGAUCACACAGUAUUUCUUCCUUCUCUUCCUCACUUACAUCCCUUAACACAAUGUGCUCAAGGUUCAUCCAGUUGUUGCAAAUGACCUGAUCCCUUUGUUUUUAAGACUCAAGAGCACUCCACUGUAUAUAUAUACCACAUUUUCUUUAUGUUUUAAUCUGUUGAUAGAAAUUAGGCUGAUUCUCUGUCUUGGCUAUUGUGACUAGUGCUGUAAUGAACAUAGAAGUGAAGAAAUCUCUUCAAUAAACCAAUUCCAUUUCCUUUGUAUAUAUCCAGUGGAAUUACUGGAUCACAUGGUAGUUCUUUUUAAAUUUUUUUGAGGAAACUCCAUGUUGUAUUAGUUUACAAUCCUAUCAACAGUUUAUAAGGGUUUCAUGUUCUCCAUAUUCUUGCCAACACUUUCCUUUCACCUUUUUGAUAACAGGUGUGAGGUAAUAAUUGUAGUUUUAAUUUGCAUUUUCCUUAUUAGUGAUGCUAAAUAGUUUUUAAGUAUACCUGUUGGUCAUUUGUAUUUCCUCUUUUGAGGAGUGUCUAUUCAGACCAUUUGCACAUUUUUAUAUUGGAUUAUGCUUGAAAUGACAAUUUCAGGGAUAAAAAUUAUCUUUUAGCCUUGAAGAUUAAGGCACUAUGUAAGAAUUUUAGUGGAUUAUGCCCUUGACAUCUGACUUUAAUCUUUGCCUGAGAAUCUACUAUCUUUUUUUGUUACCUUUUAUGUGCUAUUUAUCAAAUGCCAGAUACCAUGUAGAACAGUCCACAUACACUGUUCUAUUUGCUCUUCACAAAACCCCUUUGCUGGAAUGACUUAGCAAUGAUGAGAACUUUCCAUCUUUUCCCUAAUUAUUAAGAAUACUUCAGACAGGUAGUGCUUUCAGUAUCAAAAACACACAGAUGACUAGGAGAGGGAUCAGACAUAAACCAAACAAAACAAAAACCACAUAUAUUUAAGUGAUAAAUGCUAUAUCAGGGACAUGGACAAACUACUCUAAAGUCUAUGGGGAAUUAUAAGCUAUAUGGGGCUUAAUUCUACCAGAUAUGCAUUCCAAAAGCACUAUACUUUCACUUUAGGAUUUGUAUACACUGUGACUUCUAUCUUUGAAUUCCCUAACCUCUUCCCAUCAAAGCUGUAGGACUGAAAAUAGGCAUUGACUGAAGGAGUAACACCAACAUACUAUUCAGAGUUCCAUGAAAUUAACUGAUUUAAAAUUUUUGAUGUUUAGAGAAUCAUAAAUUGCUGUACUCAGAUGUGUUUGGAAAGUGAGGAACACCAGGAAAUAUGUGCAAUUUAAACUUGAAAAUAAUUUAUGUUGAAUUUAACUUAUACAUGAAUUUUGUGUGAAAUGUAAAUAGCUGUAAACAAAUUAUGAAAAAAUAUAAAGAAAAAAAUAAUGAAAAUAUUCUACCCAUUUACACUUUUCCAGUAAAUUUCAAAAGGAUUAUAAUUCAUUUUUAGAAUGACUUUUCUUCACAUAUAUAAUCACAGUGCUUAGCAGAAGCACUUUCAGAAAGACUUCCUAUCAGUUUAGCGAUCUCUCUUACAUAUACCAUGCCUCUCUUAUAUUUGUAUAACAGCCUUUUUGGAAAUGCUUCUCCCACAAACCUAUAAGUUUCUUGAGGCCAGGCACUGUAUGCAGGGACUGUCACAUAGAAUAUUCUCAAGAAUAUUGAAUAAACUAGCCAGUGAAUAAUUAUUUAAAACUAUGGGGCACAAUGCUAAAUGUUCUAUAAAGAGUAAUGACCAAUUAGCAUAAUGCUAUAAAGUUACAUAUAUAUUAAAGAUAAAUCAAGUAAAAGCAUAUUUAUCAAUUACAAAACUUAAAAUUUUUACACUGUCUAGGUAGAACAGUGGCCUCCAAAAGUGUUCAUGUCCUAAUCACCCAAACCUGUGGAUAUUAGGUUAUAUCACAAAGGGAAAUUAAAAUUGCAGAUGGAAUUAAACUUGCUAAUCAGUUGAUCUUCAAACAGAAAGAUGUUCUGAUUAUCUGGGUGGGUUCAACUGGAUAGCAGAGUUCUUUUUAUGUGGAAGAAGGAGGCAGAAUAAAAAGAACCAGUGAGCUGGCAAUAUAAGAAUGACUGCCCGAUGUUGCUGGCUUUGAAGAUGGAAGAAGAUACUAAAGAGCCAAGGAAUGGGAGCAGCCUAGGAGCUGGAAAAGGCAAAGAAAUAGACUCUCCCCUAGAGUCUUCUGAAGUAGACUCAUCUUGCCUGAAUUUUAGUCUCAUGAGACCCAUUUUGUACUUUGAUGUGUAGAAUUACAAUAAAUUUGUUUCAAUC
Sciurus carolinensis (gray squirrel) is the source of this 3507-nucleotide messenger RNA. Its product is annotated as protein downstream neighbor of Son-like. NCBI's taxonomy places the organism in Eukaryota, Metazoa, Chordata, Mammalia, Rodentia, Sciuridae. The record is from RefSeq and is a predicted model, not a curated record. Bases 1 to 729 code for a protein of 242 amino acids. The transcript has 4 exons.